This is a messenger RNA of Helianthus annuus (common sunflower), 770 nucleotides long. RefSeq names its product miraculin-like. The record is from RefSeq and is a predicted model, not a curated record. NCBI's taxonomy places the organism in Eukaryota, Viridiplantae, Streptophyta, Magnoliopsida, Asterales, Asteraceae. Gene Ontology annotation, molecular function: endopeptidase inhibitor activity. Bases 1 to 591 code for a protein of 196 amino acids. The transcript has a single exon.
AUGAAAACAAUCAUCUUAUUCUCACUUGCAUUCAUCUUCGCAGUCAAUUCAGCUCCUGCUCCUGCUCCCGUGCUCGAUACGCAUGGAAAAUACCUCCGCGCAGGGGUCGGAUACAUACUUAUUCCACUAGAUGGUCUAGUUGGCGGACUCUAUGUGAGGGACUUAGGGAAAAAGUCUUGCUCACCUGGAGUUGUACUAUCCUAUAACCACGAGGAUAGCCUCCCAAUGACUUUCGCUCCAGUCAACCCCAAGAAAGGCGCGAUCCGUCUUUCCACAGACGUUAACAUACAGUUCUCAGGCUCCACAACUUGUGACGAGUCAAACAUAUUGAGGUUGAAAUAUGAUAAAGGUAUGAAGCAAUAUGCUGUGAUGGCGGGAGGUGUUGAAGGAAAUCCAGGACCAGAAACAUUGGAUAACUGGUUUAAGAUUGAGAAAACGAAUGACGGUUAUAAGUUUGUUUACUGCCCGAGUGUCUGCAGCUACUGUAAUGUUACGUGCAGCGAUGUUGGAAUCGUUGAAGACAAAGAUGGUUGGCGACGUUUGGCACUCAGCAAUAAGCCGUUGUCUUUUGGCUUUUUCAAAACUUACUAGUCCGACACCAGUCUUACUGUUUCAUGGAUGCUUGAAUAAAUUAAACAUAUGCAACCAUGUAUAUGUUUGAAACCCAUGUAUACAUAUAACAAGAUAUAAUAGCGAAGACCGAAAAUGGUCUAUUAAGAACUGAUGAAUCUGUACUUUGUCUUUAUUAUCUUUUAAGAUUUUGUGAUCCA